UUUUUUUCUUCAUUUAUUUAUUUUAUUUUAAUAUGGAUUUUGGAGAUAUUGUAGAUAUGGAUUGGCUAAAUUCUCAUACAAUUGACAGUACUUGUUUACCUUCUCCACCACUUUUAAAAGAAGAACAAGACGUGAACAUGGAUUUAAUAAGUAGUAGUCAGUCAACAACAGCUACUGAUAUGAGUAUAUUUAAUCAAGAUGCUGUUGUUAUACCAGACACGUCAAUAAUAAAUCCUAUUACUACUACUACUACUGCUGCUACUACUACUACUACUAUGACUAAAGAUAUGUUGAUUAUGCCUUCAACUGAACAAAUUAAACAGUUAAUAGAAUUAGCUAAAAAGCAUUUAGCUCUUCGAGAACAAUUAUCAGUAAAAUUACCAACUUCUAAACCUCUAUCUGAGCCGGAACAGCUUCCGUUAUCUCCUUCUUCACAAUCAGCAUCUACUAUAUUGUUUCCUACCUUGAAUAAUAGUACAAUAGCAUCAAACAUUCCUGACACUGUUUCACCUGAAUCUUUAAUUAAAUCUGAAGAGACAACAGGAGAUACGACUAUGAAUAACAGCAUAUUACUUGCUAAUAAUAAAUCAAAACGUGGCUCUCUAUCAAGUUUUCAUAAUGAAGAAGGUGCUGUUAUGUCUCUAGAAGCCUAUGCUGAAUUAGAUGGUAUUGAUAUAAAGAAAUUAACUUCAAAAGAAAGAAGACAGCUCAGAAAUAAAAUAUCUGCGCGCAAUUUUAGAGUUAGAAGAAAAGAAUAUAUCACAGCACUUGAAGGACAAGUAAAAGACCAUAAAAAAGCAAAUGAACAAUUAUUGCACAAAUUAAAUAUUGUAGAAGAAGAAAACAAACAAUUAAAGUUACAAAUCGAUUCAUUAAAACGUCAAAAUAUGCAAUUAAGCAACAAUAUUAGUGAAAAUAAAAAUCUUAGUAAUAUCCUUAGUCCUUCUACUGUAAAUACUGACACUUAUCGUCAAGAUUCUUCUAUUCUUGUCUCUUAAUAUUCCCCCUCUUCAUUUAUAUUACCCUACUGUUGUCCCUUUUUUUAUAUAUAUAUAUUUAUAUAUAAUUAUAUGUUUAAU
Messenger RNA from Cokeromyces recurvatus, 1079 nucleotides. RefSeq lists its product as uncharacterized. Gene Ontology annotation, molecular function: DNA-binding transcription factor activity. Lineage: Eukaryota; Fungi; Mucoromycota; Mucoromycetes; Mucorales; Mucoraceae. Bases 33 to 998 code for a protein of 321 amino acids. The transcript has 2 exons. The record is from RefSeq and is a predicted model, not a curated record. Gene Ontology annotation, biological process: regulation of DNA-templated transcription.